AUGUUUUUAAUUAUACGCACAAAAGAACAUGAUUUAACAGUUCGAUUUAAACGGGAAUCAGAUGCAUUCUAUCUUGAAGCUAAACGAUCAGUCGUAGCGAUAACUUCCAAAGUACCUUACUGGAUAUUAUUUAUUAUUGUUAUACUUGGUUGGAAUGAAUUCAUGGUUAUCAUAACAUCACCAUCUUAUUUGAUAUUAACUGGAUUUUUUGGAAUAAUUUUUUAUGUUGUUUGGUUAUUAAAUCUUAUUGGAACCGUAGAAACAUUCAUGCGUAUGAUUAUAAAUGAAUUUGUUAAGGUAGGAAAAGAUAAAAUCAAAAACAGUUUAGAAGAAAGUGGCCAUCCAAUAGUAGCCGAAAAAUUAGGCUAUAUGCUUGGUGAUACUAGUGUUGUAACAAAAAAAGAACAAUAA
Molecule: messenger RNA, 411 nt
Organism: Entrophospora sp. SA101
Lineage: Eukaryota; Fungi; Glomeromycota; Glomeromycetes; Entrophosporales; Entrophosporaceae
Source: the annotation of a GenBank genome assembly